AUGCGUUCGACUUGCGUGCUUCCGCUCCUCGCGGCUUGUGCCCUCGCGCUCAAAAUGUGCGCCCAAAAUCACCGUUUUCUCAAAUUCCACAAACUAAGGAGUUGCUUCAAGUCGACGCUUCCGAUACUGUCGUGGAAACAAUUCGAUAACGUCCGCGAUUGUAUGCAAUUCACGCGGGACAAAAACGGGCUAGCGUUUAAUUUUAGCCCCCCUGAGCUCCAGAAAGCGCGGAGUUGCGAGGUGUUGGGGUGUCCGGAAGUCCACAACUCGACCACGUUUGUCUUUGACCCGAGUUACGAUUAUUACAGCGCUUAUGGCGACUUUAACUGUGGGGCCACAGCGAACGCAACUUGUCUCAGAUCAGUCGGUUUGUUUCAAGUGGUUCAGGAAAAAAUGAAUUAUUCCAGCGCCGCACGUCGGUGCCAGGAUUUGGGGGGCGACCUGGCUGAUAUUUUGACUGAGGCAAGGACGAACGCACUAGCUGCGUUACUCAAGUCUUUGCCUAACUGGUACAAGGGGGCAUACGUUGGCCUUGACGACAUUACGGUUGAGGGGAGUUUUGAGACUCCAAUGGGGGACUUUUUGCAAUGUUCGCGGUUUCGGGCCUGGGCUGUGGGCCACCCAAGACCAGGACGAAGAAAAGAAGACUGUGUCAUGUUAGAUGUUGAAAAAACGUGGAGGGCACUCAAUUGUAAAAUUAAAUUGGACUUCAUCUGUGAAUUUUAUCCAACUCCUCCGGACAACACAUUGAAUGAAUUUAAAUAUCAGAACUGUAGUCUCGUUAAAAGUAAGAAAAAGAAACAAGAGUGUGAGACAAAUAACGAGUUAUUUGAGCUAUACAACAGCUCUACGAGAAUCGAUCAGUGCGCUUUAAUGAACGACUUUGAGUUUUGAAACGUUUUUAUUACAAAAAAUACAUUAGAUUCUACGUUUUUGUGUACUUAUGUAGAGCACAUUGUUGCCCCUAAUAAACGCAUCCCCGAAUUUA
Molecule: messenger RNA, 988 nt
Organism: Tribolium castaneum (red flour beetle)
Lineage: Eukaryota; Metazoa; Arthropoda; Insecta; Coleoptera; Tenebrionidae
Exons: 2
Coding region: 1-894 (297 amino acids)
Source: RefSeq, a predicted model, not a curated record